AUGGCUUUGCUGAAGAACAAGCCGAUCGCAGUCCUAGCGGAUGACGAUGGCGGACCAGUGAUCAUCACAUAUAGCGACUUGCAGAAGCGCUUCAGGUUCGCUGUCUACAACCCGCUGAACGCUUUUACAGAGCUCCCGAAGAUUCUGCGAGAGCUAUCGGAGGGCCAAGCAACUAUCCUGGCGGAGCAAAAGCGAGCUGCAGAUUCUGAGCUGAGGCUGCCACCUAGCGAUGGAUGCAAACAGAAUGGACCUUGGUUGCUCGACUGUGUGAAGCCAGUGGUCAACCUUGGUCUUGACUUCGGUGGUCCAGCUGGCAUUGCUUGUUCAGACGGGUCGCCACGAAUUAAUGAGACAAAAGAGGAGUUUCGCAGCUAUAUUGAUAAGGUCUCGGGUCAAAGUCAGCUUGUUGGCGAGAGCUGGGCAGCUAUCAUGACUCCAUGUACUGCAUGGCACGCUCGUCCAGCAUACCGUUACGAUGGCAACUUCACAAACGACCCAGCACACCCUAUUCUAUACAUUGCAGACACCGUAGAUCCGGCAACGCCGCUACCGAAUGCUUUCAAAAUGGCCGAGCGUUCGAAAAGAGCCUCAAUCCUGCAUCAAAAGUCCGAAGGCCACUGCUCGCAUGCAGCCCCGUCUAUGUGUACUGGCAGAGCGAUUCGACGGUACUUCCAGGAAGGCGGCGUGGCAAGCGAGAGUGAGGAUAUGCACGUCCAGUCCUGUCGACCUGACAGAAAGCCAUUCGAUGGCUACACAGGUGAACAUGAGCCGGCUCUACCUAAAGGUGAGACCGAUGAAGCUUUGUGGCGUGCACUUGUUGGCAUCAAUCGAGGCUGGCAUGAUUGGUGA
This is a messenger RNA of Fulvia fulva, 849 nucleotides long. RefSeq lists its product as uncharacterized. The record is from RefSeq and is a predicted model, not a curated record. The coding region runs from base 1 to 849 and encodes 282 amino acids. Lineage: Eukaryota; Fungi; Ascomycota; Dothideomycetes; Mycosphaerellales; Mycosphaerellaceae. The transcript has a single exon.